CGCUGUUUCACAUGUUUUAGUGAUCGAUGUUGUUCCAAAAUUGUGUGAGUAGAGCUGCAGAAAACUAGCUUUUGGGCCGAACGAUUAGGCAUUCUUCUUGAUGGACUAGCUGCAGCAGUCUAAAGUGAAAUCCAUGAACCUCUUUUGAUUUCAUGAUGAAUUUGUCUGCAAUUUGCGGCUGCUAGAUAACUAGAAAGUUGUAAAACCAAUGUCUUGCUUCAAUAUUGUUUGACAAUGAGUUUGUAUCCAUCAACCCUUAAGUUUAUAAGAAAUUACUUUGAUGUAAUGUCAACCUGUGUCAACAAUGAACAAAGAAAUCUUACUCUAAAUUUUUGACUGAAGGAGGUAGGAUUAGAGUCACACUGUUGUUGUUAAAUAAAAGUGAAACUCUUCACUUAAUCAGAAUAAACUGGUGUUACCAGAAACCACCCAAAAUGUCUGCAACAAAAGAGAAACAGUUUUCCUGUGAUGUGUGUACCAAGGAGUUUUCUCUAAAAUGUGGCCUACAGCAACACUUGCGAACUCACACUCGGGAGAAGCCGUUUCUGUGCCAUUGGUGUGGAAAGGCCUUCUCCCAGAUCGGCAACUUGAAGACUCAUCAUUUGCAACACACUAACGAAACACCCUUCAAAUGUCAUACGUGUGGUGCUGGCUUCCGUAAUCAAACCAACAUGCAGAAACAUCAAAGAGUCCAUAGGAAUCCCUUCUUAUGCAAGGACUGUGGGAAAUCUUUUAAGACAGUUGACCGUUUCCGUGGCCACCAGAAGAUUCACGACAAUGUCAAGCCUUUCGGCUGUGACUCCUGCCCAAAGGCCUUUGUCAGCAAGAGCAAGCUUCUCGCACACAGCCGAGUCCACACCAAAGAAAAACCGUUCACCUGUGAGAUCUGCAACAAGACCUUUUCCCAAAAGAGCGCCGUCAAAACGCACCGAAAAGUCCACGCGGAAGAAAAACCUUUUCUGUGUGAUACAUGCGGUAAGCGUUUCACCCAGAAGGUGAACCUUAAAAACCAUCAAGCCCUUCAUGCCAAGGAGGCCAAUUUUGAAUGCGAAACUUGCCAUGAAAGAUUCGAGGACCAGGCUUCCUUGGACGGACAUUGUCAGGGUCAUUUAGAGAUGCUCAAGUCUCUUUAUAUCUGCCAGAUUUGCAGCGAGAGUUUUGACGGGAUAGAUGAGUUUGAGGAACAUGAGAGGGGUCACCUCGGGGAGCACCUCCUGGCUAACAUUGACAAAGAUGAGCUUGCUAGACUCAUGCAGGAGACACUUCUGACACCUCUUCCUUGGAUGAUAGAUAGGACGCUUGAUGCAGGGCCUCAUGAUAACCAAGCCUCAAAAUAACCCACAGCACCCACAACAAUAAGCCAUCUGCGUUUUAGAUUUGACUUAUGUCUGGUACAAUUACUUUUUUUCGUCAUAAGUUACGGCUUACAUUUGAAUUCCAUUGACAAUAGAGACAGCUGGUACGUCAAAUGGUUCAGGGCAAGCCUUGGCAUAGCACCCUCCAGAUGAGCAAAGCCUGGUGCCAUCCACAUUCAUUCAGAAUUGUGUAUGGGUGUUCACCAUCUCCUACGCAAAGUACUACCCAAAAGCUUGUCCUGAAUCAUGUGACAUAGAGACUAAAUACAUGUACAUGUGUAUUUGAGGAUUUAAAUUUAAGUGGUAACUUGUGAUCAAGCGCGUCAUUGCAAACAUGCAAAUAGCUUGUUGGCGUGGUGCCCCCUGCAAAGUUCCAAUUAAAUUUUUCCUCAUAGAAGUGCCCCAUACCAUACCAAAGGAAAAUUGCUGUGUCCAUUCAAGAACCAAGUUCCAGACCUGCAUUCAUUGAGCUCAAGAACUUCCUUCUUGAGGAUGCACUCAAAGUUGCAUCGCCAAUUUUAUUUUUCUUGUUCAUCAAAGGACCCACUAAAAUUCUGGAUUUUGAUAAUUGAUUGUGUUUCAAUACGAAAAAGAAAGAAAUAUUUCUGUGUAUGUCCAGCACAAUGGGAUGGGACUUUCUAUUUAAGGGAUACAAUAAGAAGUUGCAAUGUCAAGUAAUGUCAGUGGUUACAAUAGUCUAAUUUAAAUUGCUGUCAAAAUUUUAACAUUGAAAUGACUGACAAACAUACUAUAAUUUAUUUUGUGAUUUCUUUUCUUUUAAUGAAGCACAGAUGGAUCAUAACAAUAAUAAAAAUGUAACAUUUCUAUGUAGAAAAUUUCUGAAAGAUUUAAGUUGUUGUUUACUGCUGGUGUGCAGUGUCUAGUGUGACCCAACCCAACAUACACAUGAAAUAAAAAGUCUGUGAAAGUUAAGCUCAAGCAGUUUUUUGAGUCGCAAAAAAACAAAAAACUUAAA
Asterias rubens (European starfish) is the source of this 2331-nucleotide messenger RNA. RefSeq names its product gastrula zinc finger protein XlCGF7.1-like. Gene Ontology annotation, cellular component: nucleus. Bases 435 to 1337 code for a protein of 300 amino acids. The record is from RefSeq and is a predicted model, not a curated record. Gene Ontology annotation, molecular function: RNA polymerase II transcription regulatory region sequence-specific DNA binding; DNA-binding transcription factor activity, RNA polymerase II-specific. The transcript is spliced from 2 exons. Gene Ontology annotation, biological process: regulation of transcription by RNA polymerase II. Lineage: Eukaryota; Metazoa; Echinodermata; Asteroidea; Forcipulatida; Asteriidae.